This is a messenger RNA of Periophthalmus magnuspinnatus, 15606 nucleotides long. RefSeq names its product FAT atypical cadherin 4 (gene fat4). Gene Ontology annotation, cellular component: catenin complex; plasma membrane. Gene Ontology annotation, molecular function: cadherin binding; calcium ion binding. The record is from RefSeq and is a predicted model, not a curated record. Gene Ontology annotation, biological process: homophilic cell-cell adhesion. The transcript has 17 exons. Lineage: Eukaryota; Metazoa; Chordata; Actinopteri; Gobiiformes; Gobiidae. Bases 314 to 15220 code for a protein of 4968 amino acids.
CACUCCAGUCUGUACCUCUGGACCGCGCACUGACUUUCCCUCAACUUUUUCUUAUAACCGCGGAGCUGGGAACUUAACUUUUGUCUUGGCAUUUUGCGGGAUUUGUCACUCAGGAUGUUAGAAGCGCAGUUGGACUAACACUUCCCCGCGUUCUGAGAGGAUAAUUAAAACUUCUGGAGCACUUUUGGACACUUUGGCGAACUUUCCCAUUGACUUUUCCCCCGUGCGCACAGCGGAAUACAAUGAAGUAACGGUGCGUAAAAGCGGAUACAUCAUCGGCAUGGACUGUGUCUGAGCGAGGACCACUGUGACCAUGGCGCACGCAGGUAGGGGCUCGGGCCGGCUUCAUUUGUUUCUCCUCUUACUGUGGACUCUCUCGCGGUACUCAGCAUCCAGCCAGGUCCGCCAGGAGUUUCGCGUACUGGAGGAGCAGCCCGUGGGCACCUACGUGGGGACGAUAGAGACGCGCCCCAGCUUCACGUACCGCUUCAGUGAAAACCAUAAACUUUUCGCCAUCAACGGCACCACGGGAGUUAUUUACACGUCUGCAGUGAUUGACAGGGAGGUUUUACAGAGCGAUGUCAUCAACGUGGUGGUGCUGUCCAGUCAGCCCACCUAUCCCACAGAAGUCCGAAUCAUAGUUUUGGAUAUCAAUGACAACUCGCCUGUUUUCCCAGACGCUUCUAUCGUGGUGUCUUUCAAAGAGGACGCCAGCAGUGGGAGACAAGUCAUCCUGGACACUGCCACAGACUCGGACAUCGGAAGCAACGGCGUGGACCACACUACGUACAGAAUAGUGAAGGGCAACGAGCAGCGCAGAUUCAGGCUGGAUAUCACAGUUAAUCCCAGUGGAGAGGGCGCAUUCUUGCACCUAGUGUCAACAGGAGGCUUGGAUAGAGAGGUCACUCCGUUCUAUCAGCUGCUAAUUGAAGUGGAGGACAAGGGGGAGCCUAAAAAGUUCGGCUACCUGCAAGUGAACGUCACCAUACAAGACAUAAACGACAACCCACCCCAGUUUGAGCAGGAGCAUUAUCAGACAAGUGUGUAUGAGGAUGCAGCAGUGGGGUCAAGUGUUUUGCAGGUCACAGCAGCAGACGAGGAUGAAGGGGUGAACGCAGAAAUUAGGUACUACUUAGAUGAGGGGACGCCUUUUCAGAUCGACCCCAAAGCAGGUACAAUUGUGAUCAAAGAAGGUUUAGAUUUUGAAAGUAAACGUGAGUACUCCUUAACUAUACAUGCAGUGGACAAUGGUGUACCUGCGUUAUCAGGCAGGACAGAAGCGACCAUAAAACUCCUAGAUGUGAACGAUAAUGAUCCCGUAGUUAAGUUUCGCUACUUUCCCACAACUUCUAAGUUUGCCUCCGUGGAUGAAAAUGCACAAAUUGGCACAGUUGUUGCACUGCUGACUGUUUCGGAUUCUGACUCCCCCACUGCCAACGGGAACAUAUCAGUCUCAAUAUUGGGAGGGAAUGAGCAGAGACACUUUGAAGUACACACGUCUCCAGUGCCUAAUCUGAGUUUGAUAAAAGUGGCCAGUGUGUUAGACAGAGAGAGAAUUUCCUCUUAUAACUUAACUGUGUCCGUGUCAGACAAUGGAAAACCUAUGGCCAGGUCCUCUUUCGCCAGUCUGGUUAUUUUUGUGAAUGAUAUCAAUGAUCACCCCCCAAUAUUCCAGGAGGCAGAGUACAGAGUAGAUAUCAGUGAAGACAUUCCAAAAGGCAGCUACAUUAAAGGGGUCUCGGCAACAGAUGGGGACUCCGGGCAGAAUGCCAACCUGCGUUACUCCCUCGUGUCUGGAAAUGCUUUGGGCUGGUUCUCCAUCAGUGAAAACAGUGGUUUGGUUACCAGUGCUGCUCUUCUAGAUAGGGAAAUUGCAUCUGAAAUUGUGCUCAACAUUAGUGCCAAAGACCAGGGGCUGCAGCCUAAGAUUUCUUACACUAAACUGAUAGUAAACAUAACUGACGUGAAUGACCAAGUGCCCACGUUCACACAGGGCACGUAUCAUGUUUCUGUAGUAGAGCACGCUCCUGCUGGGACAGAGCUGCUGGUGCUGUCUGCCUCAGAUGACGACCUCGGGGCCAACGGCACGAUCCGGUUCUCAUUUGAUGCAGAGACACCGGCCAAAGUCCAGGAGUUGUUCCGCCUGGACGCUGUGUCAGGGAGAUUAAGCACAGCCGCCGAGUUAGACAGGGAGGAUCAGGCCUCAUACUUACUCCACAUCCAGGCAGCAGACGCAGGCAGCCCCCCUUUGCACUCUGUUGGAAAAGUCAACAUCACCCUUAGGGAUAUCAAUGACAAUAGGCCAGUCUUUUACCCGGUGCAGUAUUUUGCUAAUGUGAAGGAGAAUGAGCCUUCUGGUUCUUAUGUAACCACAGUUUCAGCCACAGAUCCAGACUUAGGCCGAAAUGGCACAGUUAAAUAUAUCAUUACUGCUGGCGAUACAUCCAAAUUCCGCAUUAAUGUCAACAGUGGGAAAAUUAGCACACUUGUGCCGCUGGAUAGGGAGGAGAAAACUGCUUACCAGCUGCAGGUAACAGCAACAGAUGGUAAUGGUCUGCGCUCCCAAACUCAGGCUAUAGUUACUGUUACUGUUAUAGACACACAGGAUAACCCUCCGAUAUUUAACCAGAAAGCAUACAGUUUUGUCAUGUUUGAGAAUGUGGGCAUUGGGACAGUCAUUGGCACAGUGUCAGCCACAACUGUUGAUUUAAACACAAACAUCUCAUAUCUUAUAACUUCAGGAGACCAAAGGGGGCUUUUUAAAGUCAACAGCGCAGGCCAGAUUAUAGCGUCAAGCCAAAUAGACAGAGAGGAGCAGGCUUUCUAUCAGCUCAAAAUAGUGGCCCAGGGUGGUGACAUCACAGGGGAAGCUUUUGUUAACAUUACUGUCAAAGACUUGAAUGAUAAUGCUCCUCAUUUUAUUCACGCUGUGGAACAUGUGAGCGCUGUCGAAAACUGGAACACGGGUCAUGUCAUAUUCCAGGCCAGAGCGUCAGACCCAGAUGAAGGCCCGAAUGGAGUGGUGGUCUACAGCCUCAAACAAAACCCAAGAGGUCUGUUCCAUAUUCACGAGAAGCACGGACUUAUCACUCUGACCGGGCCGCUCGAGGUCACCACGAGUUCCUAUGAGGUGGAGGUGAUUGCUUCAGAUAUGGGGCUCCCACAGCUUACCUCCAGUCUGGUCCUAAUAGUCAGCGUGUAUGAUGUCAAUGAUAACUCCCCUGUUUUCGACCAGCUUUCUUAUGAAGUCAUUAUAUUAGAAUCCGAGCCGGUUAACAGCAGAUUUUUCAAAGUGGAAGCUACGGAUAAGGACUCUGGACUAAACGGUGAAAUCAUGUACGACAUCGCUGGUGGGAAUACAAGAGAUGUGUUUGGUAUUUUUCCAGAUGGACAGUUGUACAUCAAAGCAGAGCUGGACAGGGAGACACAGGACAGAUAUAAUUUAAUGGUGGUGGCCUCAGACCGGGCUGUGGAACCGCUUAGCGCCACUGUCAACGUUAGCAUCAUUUUGGAUGAUGUAAACGACAACCGCCCCCUAUUCAACAGCACUAAUUACGUGUUUCAUUUUGAAGAGGAGCAGAAGCGCGGGUCCGUGGUUGGCCAGGUUUUCGCAGAGGAUAAGGACUUUGGCCCGAACAGUGAGAUCCGAUACACAUUCGAAACGCCGCAGCCAAACUUUGAACUCAACGCCAUUACUGGAGAAUUGACUAGUACUUUGCAGUUGGACCGCGAGUCACUUAUGAGACAAAGAGGCGCCUCAGUUUUUAGUUUUGUGGUCGUAUCCUCAGACCAGGGUCUCCCCAAGCCCCUCCGAGACCAGGCCAAAGUACAAGUUUACAUACAAGACAUCAAUGAUAACGCGCCUAAAUUCACCAAAGACAUUUACCAGGCCUCCAUUUCAGAGUUAGCGCAAAACACUACACAGUUGCUGCGGGUGUCGGCUUCUGACGUGGACGAGAACAAAAACGGACUUGUUCAUUAUCACAUUUCUGAAGGGAACGAGGAGGGGCAAUUUACUAUAGAUAGCAGCACGGGACAGGUUACUUUAAAUGGAAAGUUGGACUAUGAAACGACUUCGACUUAUUCCCUGAAAAUUAUUGCUGUUGAUGCUGGAGAGGUUCCCCUGUCCUCCUCGUGUUUGCUUAGUAUUAGCGUUCUGGAUGAAAACGACAAUUCACCCGCCUUCCCAAAAUCCUCUCUGUCUGUGGAUGUCUUGGAAAACAUGAGGGUAGGAGAGCUUGUGGCUUCUGUGACGGCUACCGACUCAGAUUCAGGCCAAAACGCGGAUAUAACUUACAGCAUCACGGCUACGAACAACCAUGGCACAUUUAGCAUUAGCCCUAACACUGGAAGCAUAUUUCUGGUUAAAAAACUGGACUUUGAAACGCAGUCUUUCUACAAACUCAAUAUUACAGCAAAAGACAAUGGCAGACCACCGCGCUCCUCUUCCAUCCCAGUUGUUAUCCAUGUUCGGGAUUUCAACGACAACCCACCUGUGUUCACACCAGGGGACGUGUUCAAAUCAAUCCCAGAAAAUCUCCCUAUAGCUUCUUCGGUCAUAACCAUCAUAGCACACGACACAGAUGCAGAUAUCAAUGGUAAACUGGAGUACUCGAUUGUGCAACAGGUUCCAAGAGGAAACCACUUUACCAUUGACCCAAGUACUGGACUCAUUUUCACUAAUAGGGAAAUCGAUAGGGAGUUCUCCAAUUUAUUUGAGCUGACUAUAAAAGCAACUGACCAAGCCUUUCCUGUUGAAUUCCGCCGAUACGCGCUUAAAAAUGUCACAAUUUGGGUGACAGAUCUGAAUGACAACAUCCCUACUUUCGUGUCCCAGAAUGCACUUGUUGCUGAGCCAAAUAUAGUCAUUGGAUCCAUCCUUACAACAGUGCUGGCAUUUGACCCAGAUGAUGGCGAAAAUGGAGAAGUGGAAUACGAAUUGGUUGAAGGAGACUCUGACACUUUUAUAAUGGACAGGUACAGCGGCGACAUCAGGCUCGCUUCCCAAUUGGUACCAUCCAGGCUAGUGUACACGCUAACAGUAGCCGCGACGGAUCAUGGCGCCGAUCGCAAAACGUCCCGAACAGAACUUACAAUCAUUCUACAAGGUAUUGAGGGACCUGUGUUCUCCCAGCCAAAAUACAUUACAAUUCUCAAGGAAGGUCAACCGCCGGGAACCAAUGUCAUCUCCCUGGACGCUUCAAGCCCAAGGGGGUCCUCAAGCAAAGUGGAGUAUUUCAUCGUGGCUGUACGGAGCGGAGGGAAAGCGGUCGGGCGACUUUUCACCAUCGGGCGGCACAGUGGAGUGAUACAAACAGCUGCCGAGCUUGACCGGGAGAAAGGAUCAGAUCUCUACCAGGUGGACGUUUACGCCAUAGAAUCGGACGCCAACCUACCCCGGACACAACGCGCUGAGGUGGAGAUCACACUGCAAGAUGUCAAUGACAACCCUCCAGUUUUCCCCAACGAUAUCAUGGACCUGACCAUCGAGGAGAACGUCGGAGAUGGCUUCAAGAUAAUGCAGCUCACAGCCACAGAUGCAGAUGAGGGUCCCAACGCUCUUGUCACCUACACCAUCAUCAGCGGGGCCGACGACAGCUUCCGAGUGGACCCAGAAUCCGGGGACCUGAUCGCCACCAAAAAGCUGGACCGGGAGCGCCGUUCCAAGUACUCCCUCCUGGUACGCGCUGACGACGGGAAGCAGUCUUCGGACAUGAGGCUCAACAUCACCGUCAAGGAUGUCAACGACCACACGCCCAAGUUCUCACGGCUCACCUACUCAUUCGACAUCCCAGAAGACACGGCUCCAGGCUCCAUCGUGGCGGCGAUCUUGGCCAGUGACUCCGAUUCCGGGGUGAACGGAGAGGUGACGUACUCGCUGGAGGAAGACGAUGAAGAUGGAACGUUUAUAUUGAACCCGGUGACUGGCGUGUUCAACGUGACCCGGGCGUUGGACUACGAGACACAGCAAUAUUACAUCCUGACAGCAAAGGCACAAGAUGGAGGAGGGCAGGCCAGCACGGUGCGGGUUUACUUCAAUGUUCUUGACGUGAACGAUAACCCGCCCGUCUUCAACACCACGGUGUACAGCACGUCGGUGUCAGAGAGUCUGCCGCCAGGGGCCAGCCUCGUGACGGUGGGGGCGACUGACGCUGAUGAUGGUCCUAACGCCCAGCUACUGUACAGCAUCGCAUCUGGUGAUCCCAUGGGACACUUCACCAUAACUAAAGAUGGCGUUCUCACAAGUAAGAAAGUUCUGGAUAGGGAAACUCAAUCCUUCUACAACUUGGUGAUCACUGUGAAUGACCUGGCCCCUCCGCCGAUGACCCGGUUCACCAGUACGGCCCAGGUAUCCAUCAUCCUCCUGGACGUCAACGACUGCUCACCGACUUUCAUUUCGCAAAAGAUGACCUACAUACAAGAGAACACCCCAGUGGAUACUGUUGUGUUCGUUGUCCAAGCUACAGAUGCCGACAGCGGGCCCAAUAGCUAUGUGGAAUACGCCCUUAGAGGACCUUUCGGGAACAAAUUUAGCAUUGGAACCAUUGACGGAAACGUUCGAUUGGUCGGGGAGUUAGACAGAGAAGAACUUUCCAACUACACUUUGACUGUAGUAGCUACUGAUAAAGGGGAACCCCCGCUUUCGACCACAAUGGACGUGACGAUGAUAGUGCUAGACGUAAACGACAACACGCCAAGUUUUUCGCAAAAUAUCUACGACAUUGAGAUCGAAGAGAAUACCUUGACAGGAACCGAUGUCAUCCAAGUGUUCGCAAGCGACGCAGACGAAGGCACGAAUGGACAAAUCCGAUUUUCAAUGUCCGGGGGAAAUGCUGAUUUUAGGAUUGAUUCGGUAACGGGCGUGAUUUCAGUGGCUAAGCAGUUAGACAGGGAGACCAAAUCUUUGUAUUCGCUGGUGGUCCAAGCGUCGGACAGAGGGAGCACGCCCAGAGUGGACAAGGCUACAGUGAACAUCGUCCUGCUGGAUGUGAACGACUGCGCACCUGAGUUUGAGCUGUCUCCAUACAGCGUCAGUGUGCAGGAGAAUCUACGAGAUCUACCUAAGAAUAUUUUGCAGGUGGUUGCCAGAGACGAUGACCAAGGUGCUAACAGUCAGCUCAGUUACAUGCUUAGCGGUGGGAACGACGAUGGAUCCUUCAGCCUGUCCUCCACUGGACAGCUCAGCCUGACCCAGACUCUGGACCGCGAGGCUCAAGGGAGUUACACCCUGCUCAUCACAGCCACCGACUCAGGUUCUCCUUCUCUUAGCGGGACUGGGACUGUGGUCGUGACCGUAGAAGAUGUGAAUGACAACGUUCCAGUGUUCACCUCCUCAGCGUUCCACACCACCAUCCCCGAGGACGCCCCCACAGGCAGCGACGUGCUACUGGUCAACAGCUCGGACGCAGACAUGGGCCUCAACGGAGUUAUAAGCUACAGCCUGAGCGGUGGGCACGGCCAGUUCUCCAUCAACCCGGCGACAGGUCAGAUUAUCACCAGCUCACUGUUGGACCGGGAGGAGCGAGCCACCUAUCAGCUGCUGGUGGUGGCCACAGAUGGAGGGCAGCCUGACGCAUUGUCCAGCUCCGCCACGGUCUCUGUCACUGUGUCUGACAUCAACGAUAACCCCCCGCGCUUCCACCAUCACCCCUAUGUGACCCAUAUCCCUGCCUCUACUGCUGCAGGUUCCUUGGUAUUCGCUGUUACUGUCACAGAUGAGGACUCCGGCUCAAAUGCCCAGCUGCACUACUCCCUGACAGGCCGCAACUCUGACAAAUUCAAGAUUGACCCAGUCCGAGGUGCCAUCACAGCCAACGAGAAGCUGACCGGGAGCUCUGAGGUCACGCUAACUGUCCGGGUCAAAGAUGGAGGUGUCAACCCCAAAACCGAUUCCACCACUGUCACCGUGCGCUUUGUCACUGGUGGUAAUUUCCCUGUCAUCAAGCUGAGAGAGCGUGCUUUCACAUUCCCGGAGAGCCAACCCACUAACCACGUUGUUACCACAGUCUCUGGUUCUUCAAGGAGAGGAGGACCAUUGUCGUACUACAUUGCUAGUGGCAACUUGGACAAUGCAUUCCACAUAGACCAGCUAUCGGGAGAGCUAUCCAUCAGACAUCAAUUGGAUUAUGAGCAAAUUCAGAAAUAUGUUUUGUGGGUUGAAGCCAGAGAUCAAGGUUUUCCUCCAUAUUCCUCAUAUGAGAAACUGGAAAUAACUGUUUUGGAUGUUAACGAUAACCAUCCCGUUUUUGAAAAAGACCCAUUCCACGCUGACAUUUUGGAGAAUCUAUCCCCCCAGCGAGUGCUAAUAGUUAAUGGUAUUGAUCUGGAUAAUGGAGCUAACGGACUAUUGGAAUACGCUUUAAUUGAUGGCAACAAAGACAAUAGCUUUAACAUCAACAGAGCAACUGGUGAAGUCCGAACCACCAGGCCGCUAGACAGAGAAAAAGUAGCGAGGUAUAAUUUGAAAGUGAGAGCAACUGAUCGUGGAUUGCCUCCAAAAAGCAAUUCGGUUCGAGUGGUUGUGAAUGUUUUGGAUGUGAAUGACAACGCGCCAAGGUUCUCCAAGAUUUUUAGUGCAACCGUGGCCGAAAAUGCGCCAGUUGGUUACACCGUCACGAGGGUCACCACGACCGAUGAAGACGCUGGGUCAAAUGCGAUUAGUAAAUACUCCAUAACUGAUACAAGCCUGCCUUUUGCUAUCAAUCCCACCAAAGGAGAUAUAACUAUUACCAGGCCAUUGAAUAGGGAAGAUACUGACCAUUAUAUUGUCAAAGUGGCAGCGCACGACUCUGGCUGGACCGUUAGUACAGAUGUAACAAUAUUUAUAACCGACAUUAACGAUAACGCCCCAAGAUUUAGUCGACCUUCGUACUAUCUUGAUUACCCCGAGCUUACCGAAGUCGGUUCACUAGUCACGCAAGUUUCUGCUACCGAUCCAGACGAGGGCUUCAAUGGGAAAAUAUUCUACUUCAUCAGAUCGCAAUCCGAGUUUUUCCGAAUUAACGCUAGCACAGGUGAAAUAUUCAUAAAGCAGCAGCUAAAAUACCAAAACUCAUCUGUCGCGUCUAGCAUCAAUAUAAAUCGCCAUAGUUUUAUCGUUACGGCUUCAGAUCGGGGAGUGAAACCUUUGAUGAGUGAGACGACAGUUAUAGUAAAUAUUGUAGACAGCAAUGAUAAUCCUCCAGAGUUUGAUUCGCCAAGUUACUUCACCCCUGUAACUAGAAGCGUCAAAGUGGGCACUAGAUUGAUUCGUGUCGCAGCGCAUGACAAAAAGGACUUUGGCUUAAAUUCAGAGAUUGAGUAUGUUAUAACUGGUGGGAAUAGCUCAAGUAAGUUUAAACUUGAUAAAUUAACUGGCUGGAUCACGGUAGCCUCCUCCCUCACAUCUGAUAGUAAUAAAGUGUUCAUCAUUGACAUUACAGCCAGUGAUAAGGGGAAUCCUCCUUUGUCAGCGAAAACAAAUGCACGCAUAGCUGUAACUGAUGAAAACCACCACACUCCAGAGUUCUCCCAAAGCCAAAUUUCAGCCACUGUACCUGAAAGCCUCGCUGUCGGGUCGGUAAUACGAACAUUAUCAGCCAGAGACAAGGAUAAAGACACAAAUGGACUUAUUACCUAUAACAUCACAUCUGACAAUGAAAAUGGACUGUUUGCGCUAAAUAGCAAAACUGGAAGCUUGACAUUAGCAAAACCAUUGGACUUUGAAGAAAAGCAACAGCAUGAUCUGAGAGUUUCAGCUACUGAUGGAGGGUGGAUCACCAAAACAAGCUAUGUGACAGUCACCGUACAUGUGACCGAUGUAAAUGACAACCCACCAGUGUUCAAUCCUGAUGAGUAUUUCCCUAUUGUUCAAGAAAAUGUUCCCAGCGGCACUACUGUAGUAAAACUGAAUGCUACAGAUAGAGAUUCGGGUGCCAAUGCUGUUAUGGCUUAUGUUAUUCAAUCUUCAGACAGCGACCUCUUUGUUAUUGACCCCAACACGGGCACCAUCACCACCCAGGGGUUCUUGGAUUAUGAGGCCAAGCAGGUCUACCAUCUCACAGUAAAAGCCUUCAAUGUCCCAGACGAGGAGCGCUGCAGUUUCGCCAAUGUCAACAUUCAGCUGAAGGGAGCCAAUGAAUACGUUCCCCGCUUUGUUUCCAAACAGUACUACUUUGAAAUCUCUGAAGCUGCUCCAAAAGGCACAGUGGUGGGAGAAGUAUUCGCCAGUGAUAGAGACCAGGGAGAAGACGGAGUGGUUUACUACCUCAUAUUUGGGAAGAGUAGAAAGAAGGGGUUUGGGAUUAACAAGACGACAGGUCAGAUUUAUGUUACAGGUACUUUAGACCGUGAGAAAGAGGAGAAGAUUUCACUGAAGGUGUUAGCUAAGAACGCCGGGAAUAUACGUGGGGCCGAUAUUGAUGAAGUGUUCGUAAAUAUUACAAUUUUGGAUGCCAAUGAUCCACCGGUUUUUACCCAAGAGCUUUAUGAUGUACAAGUUAGUGAAGGCCUGUCACCUGGUGGUCUAGUAACUUUUGUGAGCGCUGAGGACUCUGAUUCUGUUCCAAGUUGGAGCAGAUUUUCUUACUCAAUUGCCCCAGACUUUGACAAAAAUAUUUUUACAAUCAAUCCCAAAACUGGCCAGGUGUCUGUAGCAGCAGAGCUAGACAGAGAGAAAACACCAGUUUAUAAUCUGACCAUUUUGGCUGUGGAUACUGGCACACCUCCUGCCACUGGUAGUGCUACUGUUAUUGUGAAUCUGGAAGACAUCAAUGAUAACGGCCCCACUCUGUCGACAGUCUAUGCUGAGGUCAUGGAGAACCAACGAGCUGGUACGGCAGUGACCACGCUCUCGGCCUCAGAUCCAGAUUUGCCACCCAACCAAGGUCCAUUCCUCUACAGUCUAGUUGGGUCAGGCACUGCCAACAGCUACUUCAGCCUGAGCUCAUCUGGAGUGCUUACCACCAGUCGAGAGAUAGACAGGGAGCAAAUCAGUGACUUCUACCUCUCUGUCGUCAUCAAAGACUCUGGUUUGCCCCAAAUGUCCUCCACAGGAACUAUUCAUAUUAAAGUGAAUGACCAGAAUGACAACCCUUCCGAGCCCAGGUCCAUGGAGGUCUUUGUGCAUUACUAUGGCAACAUGUUUCCUGGUGGGACUUUGGGAGAUGUGCGACCUCAGGAUCCAGAUAUUCACGACAGAUUCCACUGCUCUUUAAUUCCGCCUUCAUCUGGCCUGUUCAACAUCCCGACUGGAACAUGCAAUCUCAAUUCCAAAUCUCGCUCAACCGAUGGGUCAUUUGAGUUGACCAUUCGCAGCAGUGAUGGCGUCCAUGGUUUUGUAAGCAAUACGGCCAGAGUUCUAUUCAUAGGCUUUACUAAUGCCACUAUUGACAACAGCAUUCUCAUCCGACUCCAGUCUGAAGGAGUCAAAAGCUUCCUCACCAACCACUACCUCAGUUUCUUACGCAUUGCCAACUCUCAGCUGGCGGGAUUGGGCACUGGGGUGCUGCUGUAUGGGGCAUUUGAGCUCAAUAAUCAGACUUUCUUGAUGGCAGCUGUGAAAAGGGGCCAUGGACAAUAUGUGAACCCCAGUGGCGUGGCCACAUUCUUCCAGAGUAUCAAAGACAUUUUAUACAGACAGAGCGGGGUGAGAAUAGAUGCGGUGGACCAUGAUCCGUGCACGCGUAACCCAUGCCAGAACGGAGGCAGCUGCAAGCGGCGUCUGAGUGUCGGGCCUGACAUGAAGACUGAAGAAAGUGUCCCAGUGAUCCUUGUGUCUAACCACCCCCUGCAGCCUUACGCCUGCAGCUGUAGGCCGGGCUACACUGGAGCCCUGUGUGAGACAGACAUCGACGAGUGCCAGCCAUCGCCGUGCCACAACAGCGGCACCUGCCACAAUCUGGUGGGUGGUUUCUCCUGCACCUGUCCAGAAGGUUUCACCGGGAUGGCCUGUGAGAGAGAUAUCAACGAAUGCCUUUCCAAUCCAUGCAAGAAUGGGGCGCUCUGCCAGAAUUUCCCAGGCGGUUUCAACUGCCUUUGCAAAUCCGGAUUUGCAGGCAAAAUGUGUGACUCCAUCAUCAAUCACUGUGAAUGUAACCCUUGUUUUAAUGGCGGCUCCUGUCAGAACCGUGUGGAUGGAUAUUACUGUCAUUGUCCAUUUGGCGUUUUUGGCAAACACUGCGAACUCAACAGCUACGGGUUUGAGGAGCUUUCUUACAUGGAGUUCCCGUCUUUGGAUCCCAACAAUAACUACAUUUAUAUCAAGUUUGCCACUCUGAGUAGCAAUGCACUGCUCAUGUACAACCACGACAACCAGACGGGAGAUAAGGCCGAGUUCCUGGCUUUGGAGAUCUUCGAGGGGAGGAUACGCUUCUCGUUCAACUUGGGAAGUGGAACUUACAAACUGAUGACCAUGAUAAAGGUUUCAGACGGCGAUUUCCACACAGUCAUCGCCAGGAGAGCGGGCAUGGCUGCCUCCCUGACUGUGGACCUGUGCGGAGACGACCAGGAGCCCGGGUACUGCGCUGUGAGCAACGUGGCAGUGCACACAGACUGGAUUCUGGAUGUGCAGCCCAACAGACUUUCCGUGGGGGGCGUCCGCUCCAUAGAGUCGAUCCUCCAUCGCCGGGGUCAGGUGGCGUCACAUGACUUCGUGGGAUGCAUCAUGGAGUUUGCGGUAAAUGGACGCCCUCUGGAGCCCAGCCAGGCGCUAGCAUCGCGGGGAAUACUGGACAGAUGUCCAAGACUUGAGGGAGCCUGCACCGCCAACCCCUGCCGACACGGGGGCACCUGUCUGGAUCACUGGUCGUGGCAGCAGUGUCAGUGUGUGGACGGAUUCACGGGCACAUUCUGUGAGAAAUACAUCACCCCAGACACUGCCCUCUCUCUGGAUGGAACGGGUCGUCUGGACUACUCUCUGAAGCAGGGCCCUAAGAGAGACGUCCUGCUGAGACAGGCUCUACAGGUCAUGACCCCUGACCCCGGAGCCCCCAGCAGCCUAGAGGUCAAGUUCAGGACUCGGAGCAAGAGCGGUACACUGCUCCACGUGCAGGAGAGCAGCAACUACACCACUGUCAAGUUGAGGAAUGGCAACAUCCACUACAUUUCAGACGCAGGAGUAGUGGGCAAAGUGGAGAGGACGGUUUCGGAUGCAGUGGUAUCCGACGGCCUGUGGCAUACCCUGCAGCUGCUUAAGAACGGCUCCUCCACAGUGCUCCUGGUGGACAGCGCUCAGCCAAGGGUCAUACAACACACCACCCAGGACUUUGGAGGUCUCAGCGUACUCACAUUCUCGAUCGGAGGAAUCCCACCAGGACCAGCCCAGCAGAAAACCGCAGCAGGCUUUGAUGGAUGCCUGUCCUAUGUGAAGUAUAAUGGUGAGACCCUGCCUUUUACUGGAGAGCACAGCCUGGUGAGCCUGACCAAGACCAGCUCUUCUGUGAAGAUUGGCUGUAGAGGUCCCAACCUGUGUGAGAGCAGUCCAUGCUGGGACGGCCUGAUGUGUGUAAACCAGUGGUACACAUAUCAAUGUGUCCCGCCUGGUGACUGUGCCUCCAACCCCUGCCAGAACCACGGGAGCUGUGUGCCUGACCCCAGGGCAGGCUUCUCCUGCAUCUGCUCGGAGUUCUACACAGGCCAGACCUGUGAGACCCUUGUGGCCUGUCUCGGGGUCCAGUGCCCACAAGGAACUGUCUGCAAAACAGCCAACAAUGGAGGCUUUGUGUGCAGCCCCAGCCCUACCACAGAGGCCAUGGUCCUGCCCAUUUGGGCAGUGCCAGCCAUCGUUGGCAGCUGUGCCACUGUCCUGGCCUUAGUAGUGCUCAGUCUCAUUCUGUGCAACCACUGCAAGGACCGCAACAAGACCAAAGUGCCAAAAGAGCCCAAGGACAAGAAACCCAAGGAAAAGAAGAAAAAGAAGAAAAAGAAGGGCAGUGAGAACGUGGCCUUUGAUGAUCCAGACAACAUCCCACCAUAUGGAGAUGACAUGACGGUACGAAAACAGCCUGAGGGCAACCCCAAGCCCGACAUCAUCGAGAGGGAGAAUCCUUACCUGAUCUAUGAUGAAACAGACAUUCCUCAGAACAAUGAGACCAUCCCCAGUGCCCCCUGUGCCCCCUGCAAUGGCCCUGAACCAGACAUUGAACACUAUGACAUAGACAACGCAAGCAGCAUCGCCCCAUCAGAUGCUGACAUUAUCCAGCACUACAAACAAUUCCGCAGCCACACACCUAAGUUCUCCAUCCAGAGACACAGUCCCCUGGGCUUUGCUCGGCAGUCCCCUCUGCCUUUGGGAGCCACAAGCUACACCUACCAGCCCCAGUACACCCAGGCUCUCCGGUCCACUCCUCUGAGCCACUCCCACUCUGCCUGCCCCACGCCCAACCCUCUAUCGAGGCACUCUCCAGCCCCUUUCACCAAGCCCACCUCCUUUUACCGCAACACUCCCACCAGAGAACUCAACCUGUGCAGGCGAGAAGGCAGCCCUCUAGACCUGCACAACGAUCCCCCUCCUCCCAUGUUCAACUAUGCCACAAGGCUGGGCCGCCGCAGUAAGAGCCCGCAGACCAUGGCUGGGCAUGGACACGCGUCCCGCCCGGGUAGUAGGCUCAAGCAGCCAAUCGAGCAAAUCCCUCUUGAGACAGGACCUCCUGUGGGCCUGUCCAUUGAGGAGGUAGAGCGCCUCAACACUCCGCGGCCGCGUAACCCCAGCAUCUGUAGUGCUGACCACGGCCGCUCCAGCUCUGAGGACGACUGCCGCAGGCCUCUGUCCAGGGUGCGUAACCCCGCAGAUGGGAUCCCUGCACCAGAGUCUUCCUCAGAGAGUGACUCACAUGACUCCUUCACCUGCUCCGAGAUGGAGUACGACCGGGAGAAGCCUGUGUCCUACAGCUCCCGAGUCCCCAAGCUCUCACAAGUCAAUGAGUCCGACGCUGAUGAUGAAGAGUAUGGCGGCAGACUCAAGCAGCGGCGCUAUUCCAGCCGCAGAGCAGAGGGAGGGCCAGGCAUUCCCCAUGUGCCCACGGAGCAGCACCACACCCUGCCACACAAACUGGGGCAACAGGCCGGGGGCUUCAACUGGGACAAUCUCCUACACUGGGGCCCUGGCUUUGGACAUUAUGCUGACGUGUUCAAGGACUUAGCUCUGCUUCCUGAAAACGCAGCAGCAAAAGACAUUGAAAUGAACAGUGGGGAUGGCUCAGUCACCAUCCUAAAUGAAGGAGAGGCUGAGCAAUAUGUAUGAGACUAUUUAUUAAGGAGCUGUAGAAUAUGGUGAUGUUCUCAUUUCAAGAGACUGUAUAUUUCUUGAGAACAUUGGACUAUUUUUUACGUGACUCAAAGUAGACGACUUUUAAUGCAGUAAGGCAGACAACAGCACAUUUCCCAUGGUUUGUCAAUAAUCUCCUUGGAACAGUUUACCAGUCUGCUGUAGUUGUUGUUCACUCUACAAUUGUGCAUUCAUCCACGAGGCCUAUUUACAGAGAAUCCCACAGUGAAAGUGAACCACGUCUGAAUUCAAUUUAGUGCAAAGCUCUUUCCAUGCUAUCUAAAUGAAAUAUAUCUGUGUUGUAUUAUCGGUAAUGCCUCUAUCAAAUUCACAGCUGGGAGUUAUAAUGGCAGAUAAAAGUG